CCCAUUUAUUACAUUUUUUAUGCACUGUCAAGUUCAUCCUCUGUCCUCUAACUUCUCUCUGCAGGAUACCCCUUUCUAGUUUGGUUCAUGACGAUCUGCAGGGAAAGAGCUGCCUUCAAACUCCUUUGCUCAUCUCUUCUAAUACCUCAGGCUCUUGACCAAUUUUAACAUCUCAGGUUUCAGAGCCAGGAGAGAGCCCUGCCUCAUCCUGAGCUGUUCAUCCCCACUGGGUGGAGCUGGGGCCAACCACCACUAUUUUCUGCCUUUCUAUUCCUUCUUCUAUGAUUUUCUGGGUCCCUCAAAGUUGUGACAGAGCACUGGCCUGGGUCCAACCAAGCCUUAUGAGGAAACAAUAUAGGUCUAGUCUUGGGAACCCCCACUUAUCCUAAGAGGGUGGGAGAAAAGGGUGAACAAGUAAGGUUGACAGAAGCUGUGACAGAUAACACUCUGGUUUAAAAAUAUUCGAGUGUGAGUACACAGGACCUGAGUGGGCAAGGGCUUUGGAAGGACAAGCAGGACCAGCAGAACAUUCCAGAUUGGGUGGGUGGAAAACUGGCAAAGAGACCUGAGCAAGAAAAAGAGAGGCCUUUGUCUCACAGACAAACCACAAAGCCAGGCAUUGGAGUCAGAGAGGCAGCAGAUGCCAGGCCUGCACCCAUCUUUGUGACUGGUCCCCUGGGUGAUCUGUCUUCUUCUCUGUCCCUGUAAAUAAAGUUUAGGUCUGAUCACCACAAGCCUUAGGUAUCACUGUAGUGGCUCCCUGAAGCAGAGAGCCAUGUUUAUUUAAAAAGGGGAUUUUCUUUAAGCAGAAAAAAGAAGGAUGAAUUACCUGGACAGAAAGCAACUCUGCAGAAUGAUGCGCCUGGAGAAGGACAGAUUCUCUGUCAACCUGGAUGUGAAGCACUUCUCCCCAGAGGAACUCAAAGUUAAGGUGCUGGGAGAUGUGAUUGAGGUGCACGGCAAACAUGAAGAGCGCCAGGAUGAACAUGGUUUCAUCUCCAGGGAGUUCCACAGGAAAUAUCGGGUUCCAGCUGAUGUGGACCCUCUCACCAUUACUUCAUCCCUGUCAUCUGAUGGGGUCCUCACUGUGAAUGGACCAAGGAAACAGGUCACUGGCCCUGAGCGCACCAUUCCCAUCACCCGUGAAGAGAAGCCUGCUGUCACUGCAGCUCCCAAGAAAUAGAUGCCCUUUCUCGAAUUGCAUUUUUUAAAUCAGGAAAGUUUCCCCACCAGUGAAUGAAAGUCUUGUGACUAGUGCUGAAGCUUAUUAAUGCUAAGGGCAGGCCCAAAUUAUCAAGCUAAUAAAAUAUCAUUCAGCAACAGA
This is a messenger RNA of Saimiri boliviensis boliviensis (Bolivian squirrel monkey), 1324 nucleotides long. RefSeq names its product crystallin alpha B (gene CRYAB). The record is from RefSeq and is a predicted model, not a curated record. Lineage: Eukaryota; Metazoa; Chordata; Mammalia; Primates; Cebidae. Gene Ontology annotation, cellular component: cytoplasm; nucleus. Gene Ontology annotation, molecular function: structural constituent of eye lens. Gene Ontology annotation, biological process: protein refolding; response to heat; negative regulation of apoptotic process.